CAAAAUUGUUCAUUUUGUUUUGAUUUAUGAUUAUUAGCUAUUCUUUUCAGUAAUAAAAUAAAACAAUCAUUUUCAAAUGGCUUCUGCUAGCAGUACUAGUGCAAGGUCAUUAUUUGCUGACUCAAAAAUGCGUCUUGCAGAUCGUGUGCAAGUAAAUGUUAAUAAUAUAUCAUCACUUGCUAGACAAAUCACAAGAGGAUCUAAAAGUACAGAGAUUUUGAUGCAUUCAGCCCGAAAUUUUGCUGUGCAAGAACAAGCUAUGGAAAACAGUGAAAACAAUCUCAAGAAAUUACAAAUUCUUUGUGUUCAUUUAGAUCAUCAACAUGAUGCCAUGAUAAAGUCAGCGCAGCAGCUUGAAGAAGUAAAAGAGCAAGUUUGUGCUAUGCAGAGAUAAUUUUCAUCAAGAAUAUAGAUGCUGCUGCAGAAAUUUUUAAUUAUCAAAGUCUGAAAGUAAUAAUUUGUAACUUCAUGUAUCUCUAAUUGAUGGAAAGUAGUUUAUAGAUUAGAUACACAUAAUUUUUAAUGGGCAGCUUGUAAAAAUAUUUCUUUGCAAUUUGCCAUUUCCCAGGCUGUCUCUUCUCUUAACUUAUUUUCUGUAGUGCAGAAAUUUGCAACCAUUUACCAAGAACAGUCACAGGGAGAAAAUUUAGAUCAGAAAACAACACAUUGAUUUGUUUGACUGUGCAGCUAGGCGAAAUAUACUACUUAAAUAUUUAGUUAUUUCUAAUUCUACUAUACUUAUGCC
Molecule: messenger RNA, 745 nt
Organism: Diabrotica balteata
Lineage: Eukaryota; Metazoa; Arthropoda; Insecta; Coleoptera; Chrysomelidae
Source: the annotation of a GenBank genome assembly